UCUGAAAGCUACACCGUGCGGCUCGGGUCGUACGGGUCGUCGCCAUGGGAGACUAUACCGCAGCGAAUCUACUCUCCUCGCGCUUCGGAACAGGUGAUACGACCGGCACCGACUUUGAAGGUCUCCCGGACCUGAGGCCGAGCUAUGACAGUUUCUUUUCUGCGGAUUCGGAUGCACAGCGAGGCGGACGCCAAAAGGCCGUCCAGUUGAAUGGUGCCAUGACAGCCCUGGAGGUCUUGCAAGAGGUGCCACUUGAGGAGGCGUUGCACACCGACGUGAGGAGUUCCGCACGUCGUUCUCCCAAGGUAGCGCUGGAAUGGGAAGAGCUUCCAGCGGGGCAGGCCUGGUUUUGGCUCAGGAGGCUCCUCCAAUCCACCUCCUGUUCUGCGGAAAGACCCUGCGACCUGGCUACGCGCCACAAUAGAGCAGCUGCAUUAGGCAAAAGGCGAAGCCAAGGGUCCAAGCCGAAGAAGUCUCACGCAGAAUUGCUAGCAGCGGGUUUCUCUGUGGAGCAAGCCGCGUACUACAGUCAGUCGUACGAGAAGGCUAAGCAGCGGCAGCAGUGGCUACAUGCAUGGGAUGCAGCUCGCCCGUGUCUACUAAACGGUGGGGCUAUCGAUGGGAAUUGUGCUGAGAUUGAUCUGCUAGCUACCUUCUUGUGCCGCGCGCAGCCGCUGCUUGCCUUUCGCACAGAGUGGUGCAUCUGGGCCACAGAAGAAAAGCUGGCAGGUCGCAUCGAUUUCGCAGCUUGUCGAUUGCAAACGUACAAAUACGAAAAUCCUUGGCACGCCUUGGCGGAGCCAUUGGAGCACCUGCCAGAGGCGCAGGGUGUCAAGUACCACUUGCAGCUCAACAUCUACCGCUUUAUCUUGGACAAGUACUAUGGGCACAUAGUCUCUUCCAUGCUUGUUGUAUGUCUCCAUCCUGAGCUGCAAGAUGGACAUUGGGCCGAUGUUGUACCUGCGAUGCCUGCUGAAAUCUGUGCAAUCAUGCAGGUACGUCGUGAUGAGGUUAGAAGACAGUGCUUCUGGCUUCACCCUGUCCAUUGCUCAGAGUCAUGCUACCGCAUCAGAUGUUUGCCACCACUUGGAAGAUGA
This is a messenger RNA of Cladocopium goreaui, 1097 nucleotides long. Lineage: Eukaryota; Dinophyceae; Suessiales; Symbiodiniaceae. The record is from the annotation of a GenBank genome assembly.